GUUGUUGUUGUUGUUACAGGCACCGAUGUUAUUGGUGUAUGAGACAUUGUUGUUGAUAUUUUUCUGUGAUUGUAUAUGGGGGAUUUUGAUGAAAUUUUAUUGGUGUAUUGGUUUUUUCGGUAUUGGUGGAGAGUGUGGAUAUUGUGUGAUGAGCGGCGCGCGGCAUAUUAUAUGUAAUAUGUAUGUAUGGUUGGUGUGAUGUGAGUUAAGCGAGAGGUAACAAACCAUCGAAGAUGUACAACGGCCAAAACCAACCCGCCCGUCAUCGGAAUCGAACGGUCUCAUAGCCUGUGUGUACCGUAUACAAGAAAAGAAGAAGAAGACGAUAACUACGAACGGAAUCAAGAAGAAAAUAUACGCGACGGUUACCUUGUUUUUCUUUAUUUUUGUUGUUUUUUCCCUAUAGCCAGGGGGUUGUAUGUAUUCUUUGUGUGAUUCGUGUCUUCAGUCAAUUGCUGGUUUCUUACCAGUUAACAUCGUUGGUGUGUUGUGCGUGUUUUUUGCCUAUUACGAGAUUUCAUGAUUCCGAGUGAUGAGUGAAGGAAGAUAUAUGAAGUGUUUUGUGACACAAUAGGGUUAGAAUAUUAAUUAAUUGAAUGUUUUCAUAUUUAAAUCAGAGAAAAUUAUAAGUAACAUUUGUGAAUAUUAAUAACCCAUGCAGUCAUCAAUUAUUUCAUAUUGAUGUAAAAAAUAAUCAAAUGUGAAUUGUGGUUAAAAAAGAAUAAUUAUCCCAAUUAGUGGAUUAUUUCACUUUGUUUCGCCGCGAUUAUCAUAGUUAAGACCAUCAAAAUAAAACACACCAACGCACCGAUUUUUAGUGUAAAACCAAGACAGUGUCUAGUAAAAAGUAAUAAUGUCGAAGACCGAUAAAUCAUUAAACAUUCAUCCGAGUUCGGUUAAUUUUACUUUAAAUAUGUUUAUAGCGCCGAAUUCUACAUCAAACGAAUGAUAUUUCCAAUCAAAUGGUACAACUCCAGAAGCGGCGUUCUCAUACCUCUCUCUUGUAGCUUCCAACGAAAAUGACGUGAGAAAACGGGGUAACAUAUCAAAUCGGAAAUGAUUAAAUUUUUUUAAGAGCAAAAGUGAUGAAGGAUUUAUAAAAAUACCCUUAACAAUGUCAUUGAUCAGGAGAAGAUGCCGCUUCAAUUCUCAAGUGACACUACCAAGUUAGCGCAAGAAUUUUGACUGACUGAUUCCAUGCAGUUGCUCUGAGGACCUCGAAUAUAUUGAGUUUACGUGAUUCCGGACGAGUGGAGAUGUAUUUAGUUGACAAUAAAAUCUGAAGUCAUUUCUGAUGAUUUUUGUUGCCUUCUUAGUGUCACUGAGCAUCCACCGAUUUUAUGUAGUGUUGUCCCAGUAACAGUGAUAACGUGACCAACUCUUGUAAGAUGACCAGUUUCUUAUGAAUUCUAAUAAGUUUGAGUCAUUCUAAUUGAAAGAAAUUGGCUCAGAGAACCUUCACUCCAGUGCAAAGUGCAACUGCAGCAAGUGAUUUUCAUUAAACCAAAAGAUUUAUGAGAAUUGUGAAAAGAUACGGCCAGACGGGAGACGAUUUUCGUGAAACCUUGGUUUAUUCGAGUGAUAAUCUGAUCUAAUCGGCAAAAAAGAAUUGUGAUUUUGUGAUUUAUGUUUAUCUGAAUCAAAAGCAGAUUUUCCACCACUUGGAAUUUUCUAUCAAAAAUUUUCGGUUUUCUGUUUUUCUAUCCUUUUUGAGGAUAACUCCAAACGAUAAUGCCUAAGAAAAAAAAUUCUCGGUCAUCAUGAUGUCCUAUACGAAACGCGUUUCGAAAUGUGGUGAAAAUUAGUGAUUGUAGUAUUUAUUAAUUGAAAAUUAAAUUAAGUUAAAAAAUUGUAAACAAUUAGUGUUGGGUGAAUCGACUUGAAUUCGAUUAGUUUUGGAGGUAGUUUAGUGAUAUUUCUAUGCCCUCCAAUCUAAGACAAUUCGUCCGAAUGCAGCCAACCAUACCGCAAACACAAACGACUGUAACAGCCGAUAUGGAUUUGCCGGCUGUACAAUCAAUGGAUUGGCUAUUUAAAAAGGAAAGAAUAUAUCUAUUGGCACAAUUUUGGCAACAGCGAGCAACACUAGCAGAAAAAGAAGUCAACACCCUAAAAGAACAAUUAUACGGUUCAACACCAACCACAUCAGUUUCACCACUCUCACCAACGACAUCAUCAUCGGCAUCAUCAAACAAUUCAACAACAUCAACAAUACCCGUCAACACAACAGUAACCGCAUCAGCCAUACUAGCCGCGGUUUCACCAACAUCAGCUGUAUCUGGUGCAACAGCAACAACAAUACCAAAUAAGCAUACACUCAACAAUAACAACAUCAACAGUAAUAGCAAUUCAAGUACGAAACUCAACAGUUUCACCAUUACCCAACAAAACGGUCUACCAUCGCCGGCAUCAACACCACCAGCAUCGAGUUGCGGUAGCGCCGCGGUUACACCAACGGGUACACCAACGACAGCGGCAGCUAGCAAGGAAGAAAUUGCCAGUCUAGCAGCCAAUUGUAUUGGCAGUCUCACCAAUAAACUGCUCAAUUUCACCAAUAGUGGGAAGAUGGAUGACGGCAACAGUAUGACGUCGUUAACCUCAAUGACGGCCGACAUAAAGUUGGAAGAACAAUUGCAUAAGGAUAACAAUAAUAGCAGCAGUUGUAGUAACAAUAAUAACAGUAAUAGCAACAAUACCAAUAAUAGUAAUAGUAGUGCGAAUAAUAAUUUAAUACGAUCGAGUACACCAAUCGAUAAAAAUCUAAGUACGGAUUGUCCGAGUAAUUUAAGUAACGUGAAUAAUAGUGGUAAUAAUAAUAGCAGUAGUAGUAAUAGUGGUAAUAACAAUGCUAGUGGUAAUAAUAGUUCGAGUAGUAGCGGUAAAUCAUCAUUAUCAUCAUCAACAUCAAAUUCAUCAACAACAGCCACAACUUCAAUUGCCACAUCAUUAUCGUUAGCUGCGCCGACAACAACCACAGGAUUAGUUACAGAUGAAUUAGCUGCCAAAGAUAAAGAGAUCAAAGCAUUAAUCGAUGAAGUAACACGAUUAACCGCCCUCCAAGAGACACACGUCGUACAAAUCCAAAGACUUGAGGAACGCUUAGAACUCAACCGUCAACACAUUACAAGGUUAGAGGCACAACUACAACAAAGUCAAAGGGAACAGUCAGGACUGACAUCAGGAGGUAGUGCGUCAUCAGUGCAGCCGCUGAAUCUAGUUGAUGAAAGCAUCGUGAAAAAGGAAAAUAGCAGUAUAAUCCCAUCAUUGGAUAUCUCAAGUCCAGCUGUUGCAGCAGCUGCAGCGGCUGCCGCUUCAGUGGCGCAAGAUGCUAAACAAUUCCAAGAAUUAUUGCUGGAGCGGACCAAAGCCUUAGCAGCGGCCCAAAGUGAGGCUCUUAAAUCAAGUGCGUGUUCAGAAGGAUCGGAAUCAUCAAAAUCUGAUCAGAAAAAAGGAGAUGAACAAGCACCCAAGGCAUCAACCCCAUUGCCAAAUCGUCCAGUCGCAAUUUCUCCGACAAUAACUAGCAACACAAGCAACAUCGGCACCACUCCUCAUGAGAAGCCAGCCAAGGCUAUUAAAACGCCCAGUCGUUCGGCAACAAGCACCCCAUUCGCUGGAACACCAAUGCUUUCUGGUUUUCCCAGUAUCGGUGACACCAACUACGAUAAUCAAAACUCACCGCGCUCAACAAAAAGCAGCACCAGCGCCAAUUUGCCAAAUGUUGAUCAGUUCAGCUCUUUUCUGGGUGAAGAAAUUGUGAACAGUUGGCGACGAGGAUUUGACUUCCCGCCAUUACCACUACCACCUUUAUCCUGCGCAGCUAGUCAACAUUUGCUUCCACCAAUUGCAGCAACAGCGGCUGCAGUUGCAGCUGCAAUUGUUCCGCCAUCAUCAACAACUACGGCGGCAGCAACUUCAACGCCAAUUCCACAAUUUUCUACAGCACCUCCGCCAUCCACAUCUUCCACAACCGCUCUCCUAAGCCAACUAGCUAAUUCAACCUUCUCGAAUUCUCUUCAAACAGAUGCAAAUAGUAGCGGUGGUGGUUUAAACAACUGCCAUCAGGACAUCGAUAAAGCGAGUAGUCAUCAUGAAACUUCAUCUACAGCAAGCACACCGAAUCUCCAGGACACAAGGUCUACCGACGAGCACAUGAACGGAAGCUGUGGUCCAGGAGGACUAGGAUCGAUGUCCAUGCAACAGAUGAUGAAAAAUCAGGCAGAGGAUAAUAACAACAGUCUUGGCCCACUUCCUCAUGUACCCGCCGGGUUCCUUCCAGGUCUACCGUUCCAAUUUCAGGAGCGCGGUCACUUCCGUUUCGCAGAAGAUCUCCAAUUACCACCCGGAUCAAUGGCUGGUCGUUUGGGUGAUUCGUUGAUACCGAAAAGUGAUCCAAUGGAGGCAAAACUUCAGGAGAUGCUACGCUAUAACAUGGAUAAAUACGCUAAUCAAAACCUCGAUACCUUACACAUAUCACGACGAAUCCGCGAACUAUUAUCCGUGCAUAAUAUCGGACAAAGGAUAUUCGCCAAAUACAUCCUUGGACUUUCACAAGGAACCGUCUCGGAGUUGCUGUCCAAACCCAAGCCAUGGGAUAAAUUGACGGAAAAAGGACGUGACAGCUAUCGAAAAAUGCAUGCCUGGGGAUGUGAUGAUAACGCCGUGUUGCUCCUGAAAUCAUUGAUACCGAAAAAAGACUCUGGCAUGCCACAAUACGGUCGCCCCGAUGAAGGAAUGUCUGAUGAUCGGAUCGCCCACAUCCUCUCAGAAGCAUCGAAUCUCAUGAAAACCCCGCAAGGACACAGUCAAGCCUCACACCUUCAGCAACAACAAGUUCAGCAGGCUCAACAGCAGCAACAACAACAAGCCGCUGCAGCUGCUCAACACUUCCAACAAGCAGCCGCUGCGGCAGCUGCUGCAGCAGCAGUCCAACAACAACAGCAUGCCCAACAGCAAAGUCAGCAACAACCUCUCCAUCAAAACUCAGUGGGUCAAGAGGAUUCACACAGUAACGAGGACUCCAAGUCACCACCAAAUCAAAGCACUUCACCAUUCUUCAAGGAUUCAAUGCAACGACGAAUGAAGAAGUAUGACAACGACGAUAUAUCGCAAGACAAGGUUGCAAGAAUAUAUCAAGAAGAACUCGCGAAACUUAUGACUCGCGGCCCACGAGAUGCUUUCCAAAGUUUUCUCUUUCCACACUUUUUCAGUGGUGGCAUGCCACCGGCUGCAGCCAAUGCCAAUCAACCACAAAUGCCUGAUGAGAAUAUUCGAAUGGCACUCGAAGCAUAUCAUCGUGAACUAGCUAAACUACAACAAACUGGCGGAGCACUUCCAAAUUUUCCAAAUCUACCAGGUUUGCUAGCUCUCCAGCAACAAGCUCUGAAUGGGGCACAAGAUCUCACCUGUAAAAAGGACAAGUCCAUGAAAGUCAAUGGCCAACAAAACUCUUUCUCAAUGGAAACAGCAGAUCAAAACACCAAAGACUCAACCAGCGCUAGUGACGAAGCAUUGAGGCAUUCCAGUGCAUUCAGUUUAGUUCGGCCGAAACAGGAGCCUGGCACACCAGCACCGACAACAACUGCAGCAACGACACCCUCGACGGCACCCAGCCCGCUUAGCAAUUCCAUCCUGCCACCUGCAAUGACACCGAGCGAUGACUUCUCUUCUUCAGCAAGCCCACUACAGAGAAUGGCAUCUAUCACGAAUUCACUUAUCACACAACCACCGGUCACUCCCCACCAUAACACACCUCAAAGACCAAUGAAAGCAGUUCUUCCGCCAAUAACACAGCAACAGUUCGAUAUGUUCAACAAUCUAAAUACCGAGGACAUCGUCCGCCGAGUCAAAGAAGCCCUCUCACAGUACUCAAUUAGCCAGCGACUGUUUGGCGAAUCAGUGCUAGGUCUUUCGCAAGGAUCGGUCUCAGACCUACUAGCACGCCCAAAGCCAUGGCACAUGCUAACCCAAAAAGGACGAGAACCUUUCAUUCGCAUGAAAAUGUUCUUGGAAGAUGAAAAUGCAGUUCAUAAACUUGUUGCCAGCCAAUACAAAAUUGCUCCUGAGAAACUCAUGCGCACAGGAAACUACAGUGGAAGCCCGCAAAUUCCAGCUGGGAUCAAUCCAAAAAUGGUCCCGAUGCAGAAAAUGAUGAAUGAGAUGAAAAUGCAAGACGCACCUCAACACCUAAUGCAAUUGCAAGCUUCCGCAAUGGCCCAUAUUCCAACAUCUCAGCACCAAGGAAUGCUUCUGACACCACCAGGACUUCCACCGCACCACGCUAUCAGCCUUCCUUCCCAUAAUGAUAAGAAGCAGAUGAUGAUGCCAUCAGUUCAUUCACCGCAACAAAACAAUGCCAUGCGUGGAAUGCAUCAACACAUGUCACCUACAGUCUAUGAAAUGGCUGCACUUACACAUGAUCUCGAUACCCAAGUGAUAACUACGAAAAUCAAAGAGGCCCUACUGGCCAACAAUAUCGGACAGAAAAUCUUUGGUGAGGCAGUGUUAGGUCUCUCUCAAGGAUCUGUCUCUGAACUUCUAUCGAAACCAAAACCGUGGCAUAUGCUCAGUAUUAAAGGACGGGAACCUUUCAUACGGAUGCAGUUGUGGUUAUCCGAUGCCAAUAACGUAGAGCGACUUCAGGCUCUCAAAAUUGAGAGGCGUGAAGCCAGCAAGAGGAGACGAUCGACAGGACCGGGAACCCAGGAUAACAGUUCAGAUACUAGCAGUAAUGAUACAGCUGACUUCUACACCGGCAGUCCUGGUCCAGGUUCAGUAGGAUCAGGCGCUGGGGUUCCGCCAAACAAGAAGCAGCGAGUGCUGUUUUCAGAGGAGCAAAAGGAAGCUCUUCGAUUAGCCUUUGCAUUAGAUCCUUAUCCGAAUGUAGCGACUAUUGAAUUUUUAGCAAGCGAACUGGGUCUUGCAACUAGAACGAUAACGAAUUGGUUCCACAAUCAUAGGAUGCGACUGAAACAACAGGUUCCUCAUGGAACUCCAAGUGAGCCUGUCCCAAGUCGUGAGAAUCAGUCAGCGACUCCAUUCGACCCUGUUCAAUUUAGGAUUUUGUUGAAUCAGCGGCUUAUGGAACUGCAAAAAGAACGAAUGGGCCUUAGCGGAGUUCCGAUUCCCUAUCCACCGUAUUUCACCACUAACCCCAAUCUUGCCGCCUUGAUUGGACGAGGUUUGUUGCCAGGUAACGAACCAAGUCUAGCCGCAUUGAAUAAUGCCUUCAAAGAGCAGAUGAGUGGCCUCGAUCUCACAAUGAAUGCCUUGAAGCGGGAAAGAAACGAUGAUUUUGAAGACGACGGGGAGGAAGAAAGUCAUUUAUCUGAUGCAGAAUCGUUGGACGGAUCCGAUGUAAAGUCUGAAAACCUUAAAGAAACCCCUUCGUCAUCAUCACGCCUAUCAGGGGGAUCAAUGGUUCAGUCAAGAACGUCAAGACGAAAACCCGCCGCCCCACAAUGGGUUAAUCCCGACUGGCAAGACGGAGCCGGUGGUCCACCUCCACCGGGACCGAUCACCGAACCUGAGGUGAUUAUUAAUGGAGUUUGUGUUAUGCAGAAUCAAGCUGCCGACUAUAGUCGUAAAGCUGGCAGCGAAGAAACCGUCCGUGUUGAGCCUACCGAUGUUCAGGACCAUCAUCGCUCUUUCGACGAUGACGCCGAGGAGGAUUGUGCAUCUGAUGCAGAUGAUGAUGAAGGUCGACGAUCCCAAAUGUCCAACAAGCACUCGGAGCCUGAAAUUGUUAAUGAAAACGACGAAAAUGAUUUGGCUGAUGAGAAAAACGAAGACUGUGAGAGUGUAGUGGAGGAUGACACCCCAAGUGGGGGACGAUCGGGUGGAAAUAAGAAUGGUGAUAGCAAGGCGGAAGAGAUCGAUGAUGAUGAUGAGGAGGAAGGUGACAGUGGCUGGCAUUAUUGAAGGACUUGUAUGUAAUUGAAUAUGUCGAGAGACAAUGUGAUGUUGUGUUCAGGAACAAUCGGAGCGUUGAGAGUGGACUACAGUCCAACGGAAAAAGACAUUUCACAAUUGUGAAAAUAUGUGAACGAUGUAAUCGAGAUAAAAUUAAUUGUAAAAUUAGUCUUAAAUGAUUGAACGAUGUUUUUCUAGAAUGAAAGAAAACUUUAAAAUCAAUUUCAUGUGCAAUCAAAGAAAAAUUAUUAAUAUGCGAAAUACAAUAAGUAAGUGUAUUGAAUUGGAGUAGAUUACGUAAAAUAAUUAAGAUAAAGUGGAAAAAAGAUUCAUAAAAUAUGUAUAAUUAGUGUUUAAGGCAAAUAAAUAGAUAUAAAAUGUAUAAAUUCCUUGUAUAGAAGGGGCAAGUGAAUGAUUAAGUCGAUGACUGAGCGAAUGAAAGUUAAAUGUUAAACGCGAAUCUAAAUUCGCCUGUAAACAACUUUAUUAAAUUGUGAUUAAGUUCUAAUUUUAAAUAAAAUUUAAAAGAAAAUAGAAGAAAACAAACUCAGCUAUAAUCUGGUUUGGAGGAAAAAAAUCACAAAAAAACAAGAAAUCUUUUAUAAAAGUUUCUUUCGAUCCGUUUUAAGUAUUCAAUUUAAUAAUAUAAAAUCGCACUAAGAUACGAAAUGAAUGAAAAUCAUUGCAAAUAGUUAAUAUUAUUUUAUCUUUGAUAGAUUUAUUUGUAUAAAUAAAUAGCCUUCGAUUUAUUUGUUCUCUCAUUCGUCAAAUUGCAUAGAUGGAUGUUGAUAAAAUUGAAACUUUCCAUUAUCAUAAAAUUAAUCAGAAGAUAUUGAGAAAAGUCUUUCAAAAUAAUAGAAAAAGAUUCAAAGCUGAAGCGAAAAUAACAAAAAAACGUAAAUAUUCAAUGUAAAUUUCUUCUUUCCAAAACCGGAAACCAAGUCAACUUGUAUAGAGAACAACAAAAGAACACACAAUAAAUAUAAAAACUAAUUAAAAAUCGAACUUAGUCCGACCCUAAAUGAUAAGAUUAAAAACAUAGAAAUAUCUAGCAUUUACUAAAUAGCACUUUAUUAUAUGUUGUAAAUGUAAGAUAAAUUUAAAUUUAGUAAUAUACAAGUAUUUGUAUGAACGCAUAGUUACAGUAUAUAAAUCAAGAAACCCAAAAACUAAAUCAAUAAAAUCAACAACCGAACAGCAUUUAAUAUCUCAAUAAAAAUAGAUAAUGAUUAAUUGAAGAAUAUUCAAAGAGGUUUUAGAAAAUUAAAACCAAUCAAAAUAGAAUCUUGAAUCCGCGGAGUUUUAUAUUCAUAUUUAGAUGUUGUAGUGAUAAUUUACUCCAUAGUUUCAUUUGAUCAUUCAAAAGUUAUCUUUUCUCCUAAAAAGAUUAAAAUAGAUCUAAGUUUUGUAAAUAUCUCCUGUAAUUAUAAUUAAUUUUAUUAGUUCCAAACGUCGCGAUUCUAAAAGUAAUUAUUUAAUUUUAGUUACUGCAAAUAUUUUAUUAUUAUAAUUCGUUUUAUUUUCAAAUGUAUACGUUCUAUUUACUUGUAUGAUUUUUUACAUAAAAUAAAAUAAAAAAAAACAUAAGCAAAAAUAUAAAAAACAAAUAUAACUUUUAAGUAUAAGACUGUUGCCACCUAUUCUUGCUAUAUUAUAAUGAAAACUACAUUCAAAUAAUUAUGUGUAUAUGUAUCAAUGUUUUUUUUAUUAUUUUUAUAUUAUAAUUUCUAGUUCUUCACUGGAAGAUAUGUGAGAAGGACCGGAGUUUUUAUUAUUUUUUUAUUAUUACAAUCCUAAAGUUAUUAUGUCGAUUAUUUGUCAUUAUUUUAUAAUUAUAUAUAUAUAGUUUUUAUUUCCAAAAAGUAGGAUAAUACCAUGCAGUUACGUAUGAAUAAUAUUAAUGAGAAAUUUUCUGAAAGAUGAUAAAUAAGUGAAAAUACACACAAUGAAAAUAAUAAUCCGAAAAUUUGAUUGUUUUUAUUUUGAAUUGUAUUUUUGUAUUUUCUGGUUUAAAUCCUUUUUUCCAUUGGUUUGAUUUUCAAUAUACAAAUAUUCAGUUCAGAAUUGUAAGUCCACAUCUCCAUGUGGGCGAUCGCUCGCUGCGUUGGAAAAAUGGUUACUUGAGAAAAAACAAAAGCUGCAGCUUUUUCGUCACCUUUUUCGCUGCACUAGUUGACCACAAAAUUCAGGGGCCUCUGAUGAGUGCCAAGCAACAAAUGGGAACUGCAUUUUUCUUUCCUUUUUUGCCGUGUAUUCUAACAAUUUUCACAUUCCGAUUAAGGAAGUACGACAGUGCUUUACUCCGCUUCCUCCUUUGUAAAUGAGAAUGCUUGGCUAACCAUUCUUGAGUUGUGCUAAAAAAUUGUCAUUUAACUACUCAAACUGAUUUUUUCAUUCUUUUUUGAAGAAUAACAUAAUUGAAUGUUGAAAUACUCUUUCAAUUCUCCUGUGUUUUGUAUGCCGGAUACGUAGUCCAAUCACGGGACGUGCUCCGGACUGAAAGUGUUGGCACAGAUGUUUAAUGUGGUUAAUGACACCACCAAAGUCAUUCAAGUAUAAAUAAGAAAUUUUCAAAAGAAUUUUCUCUGGAUUAUCUAAAGAAAACCUGGAUGCCUCUUGAGUCCAAUCCCACAAGUUUCUCCCAAACCAAAACCAUGUUUCUUUGACUAGGAGAAAAAAGACCGUGCGACUGUUUGCGCUGAGAUCAUUUAAAAGUUCCGGGUCGAAUUCGCCACUGAUUAUCGAAUGUGCGCUUCUGGGAUAUAAAUUAAAGUAAUAUAUUCGUCAACAGUCUUCUUCCAAAAAAUUCAUCAUUCCGAAGAUAUUUGCUCAUUUUGUUGCUGAUGAAAAUUCAAAGAUGGCCCUUGGGUUAAUUUUACUUUCGGAUUAAGGAGCAGUUUCUUCCCGAAACAGGGGUGAUAUUUGAGCCAAAAGUUUCCGAAACUGUUAUUUAAACUCUUUACUCUUUUAAAAAACAGAGAAAUAGGAAACUUUCCUUCACUGAUUGCUUUUGGAUACGUUCAAUGAGAUAUAUAUUGUUAUCAACUAAACUAAAACGAGGAGACCCAGACAGAAUUCCUGGAAAAACAACCCGUUCUUCUUAUCCGACCUGUGCCCUUUUUGCAAACAAACUUUUAACUGGAUCUAUUUGCAGCCGAACCUGCUUCACAUUAAGGCUCCCUUGAUGAUCAAAAGUCUUUAUUCUUGGGUCUCUAUCUGAUCCGGAUGUGCUAUUGCCUACUCAUGUGGCAGGCUUUGCCGAAACGUAAAUUUAUCAACGAUGGGUUCAACCUACGGCUCUGUCUCUACCUGAAGUUUUUCCACAGAGGAUCUUGGUCCAUUUUAAAGAUGAAUCUAUCUGCCUGCAUUGUGACUCAAAAUUUACAGCUAUUGAAAUGGUUGGGCUAUACCCUUAUGAGGAGAUAGCGCAUACCAUAAAGUAUGGCUGUUGCCCUGUGUUCAGCUUUGCGUAUUCGUUGUUGCCUUUUAUAACUACUAACUUUCAUGACUAUGGUCUCCCCUCAUCCAAACCUUGCCGAAUUGCUUUUUCAACAAAAUUCCAUCAGUUCACCAAGGUCACUUUGGCACUCACAUUUGGCCGUGUUGGGACCUGUGUAUGUUCCAUAUAGGACUUUUCUCAUCCCUUAUCGUCAAAAUUUUGAAACUUGAAAAACUGUCAUAUUCUUGAAUUGGCUUUGCUUCUGUUGAACACAGACUUGAAUUCAAAUUGUAUUACAUCCUUAGUCCGUAAGCAGCAAAGAUAAACACUUCAAGCUCCCCCAAAUGCAGUUAGUGGUUAAUUGGUUUUUCAGAAAUGGGUGCGACUAAGCGUGAAUGUUCGGCUGUGAACCCGUCUAUCUAUUUAGAAGACUGUUGGCCAUUAAAUUGAUGUUUCUGUUUCUAUCACCAACCCCCGCCUCCUGAGCCCCCGCUGACUGACUCAGGCUUAAGAGUAAUUCAGUUCCAAAAGUGGUCCCAACUUGCUUUUUUUAUAUCUUUUGUGGUGAUACUGAAAAUGUAAUCGUAGUUUGGGCAGUUUUAAAAUACAAGUUCCUUCCAGCUGGAUAACCUAAGUCCAACGGAUUAGGAUGUGAAGGAUCGAAUCUUCCUUUCCGGAAACGGAGCUGCGCUUAGGAUCCGGCAACCUGCACGGUCGCUAUCCGCCCAUUUCUAAUAUAAGUUUUGCUUUGAUUGGCAGAAGUCAGCAGCAAAAUUCUUCUUCUGCUACUUUCAGUGCACUUAUUUUUUCAAAUUUCUCAGAUACAUAUCAAAUUGAAGGAGGACUAAAUAUUUACUUGACGUUCGCGUCGUGGUUGGUGACGCCAUUUUAUUUUAUCAGAGGCCUUAUCUGAAUAUAGUCGCGGGGCUCCUCCUCCUCGUUAGCGCGAAUUACACGACCAUACCAAGAAAAAGGCCUCUGUCAUUCGCUGCUACCUGGGUAUUCCAAAAUAAGGACCAGCGACUUUAUCUAGGACAGAGGACAAGACACUGUUUCAUCGAACCAACGAAAUCGGUAUUUCUUGAUAUUAGAAAUGUUGAGUGCUUCUUCUAAAAUGAGGGUCCGUGGGCUAAAGGGCUACAGUUUCCCCCAUUUAGUCCGAUUGGUCAUCAAGUGGAUGCGGAUCUAGAACUCCCUCACUCCUUAAACAAAAAAACAUACCGAACUCAUUGUUUAAACUUAUUCUGACUUACUUUUAUUGUCUAUAUGAGUUUAAUCUUCUUAGACAGGUAUUGAUUUCAAACGUCCUCUGGUCCUCUAUAUAUACUCGACGAAGUAAUAAGGAUUUCGAGUUAAGACGAUAAGGAGCGCGUCAGAACCUUCGAUCAAGAAACUAAAUAGCAGUUAGGUUUAAGCCAACUUGCAUCGUAACUAACAUCCAAUUUUCAGGGUGGGUUUUCAACUGUCUUCCUGGUUGAUACGAGUCAACCUCAAACUGGGACGCAUCCAAAGUGGAGAACGAAAAUAUCACAAAUAUAGAAAAGUAUUUUCGAGAGAUUUAGUUGGAAUAAAAGAUUCAUUACAAAGCCUCUCAUGAAAUCACUUCAAACACUUUUGGUUCAUUAAAAGGCUAAGGAGCUUCGUAUUCAAACCUCUUUCUCUGCCUGUCUCUGGAAACUCAGUUAUUUCUGAGGAAAAGAAAAUUAA
Messenger RNA from Hermetia illucens (black soldier fly), 13057 nucleotides. It is a transcript of the gene cut, whose product is annotated as homeobox protein cut. Gene Ontology annotation, biological process: regulation of DNA-templated transcription. Gene Ontology annotation, molecular function: DNA binding; DNA-binding transcription factor activity, RNA polymerase II-specific. The transcript is spliced from 7 exons. Bases 1921 to 7920 code for a protein of 1999 amino acids. NCBI's taxonomy places the organism in Eukaryota, Metazoa, Arthropoda, Insecta, Diptera, Stratiomyidae. The record is from RefSeq and is a predicted model, not a curated record.